AAUACUAAAGAGAAAGAAUGCACAAGAUAACACAUUAUUAGAAUGCACCUUCAGUACAGCAACAACAACAGCAACCACAACCACAAACACAGCAAGAGCAACAGUCUCAGUCUCAGUCUCAGCAAAUGAAACAAGAACCACCCUCUCAACCAUCACAACCUCCUCCUCCUAUUCCUUUAUCACAGCAAGCCAUGCCACCACCUUUGCCUCAACAGCAAUCGGUUCAACUACCUAUGAUGACCAAUACCAUGCCUAUGGUAUCUGUACCACAGCCUAUUAAAGCCUUUCCUACUAUUCCAGGCGUACGUCAACCUGUAUAUCAAACUUCCCCUGAUGGAACGAUCAGAAAACGACGUGGACGUCCACCAAAGAGUGAAACGGACGCAUUAGCUGUUCGACCAACCACUGAGAUUGAUAUAAAUACCUUUGAUCCUGUAGCCUUUGAAAUCGAGCUAUUCAAUGCUAUCAGAACACACACUGAUAAUUCGAAUCGUCUUUAUUCUGAAUUAUUUGAAGAUUUACCAGAUCGGCAUGAAUAUCCAGAAUAUUACAGUGUGAUCAAGAAUCCACGAUCGUUAUCUGAAGUAGCAGAAAAGAUGCAGACACGAAGCUAUCCAAAUUUAUAUGCUUGGAUGAGUGAUAUGAAAUUAGUGUUUGAAAAUGCUCUCAAGUUUAAUGAACCUGGUUCACGUAUCUUCCGUGACGCUAAACUGCUAUUGCGUUUAUUGCAUCGACUUAAAGAGCGUAUCUUGGCUAGAUUAGGAGUUCCUGUGAGCCAAGAGGAUGCAAUCAUGCGAUUAGAUUUAGCCAGUCGGCCGUUUGAUGCAGAAGCAUUAAGCGAAGAUAAGCGCAAAAUCAAACGAUUCUUGACGAGUAGCAAAUCUCGAACUCAGAGCAUAGAACCAGAUCAUCACCACCUUACGUACCAACAACAGGCUACGGCCACACCUAUGAUCCAUCCAUUGCUCCUUCAACAGCAACAGCCCCAAGCCCAACCUUCGUUUUUACAACCUCCACCACCUUUCCUUAUGCAGCCCUCCCUGCAACCAUUACCUAUGAUGACACCUAAUGCUUUUAUGCCACCGCCACAGCCACCGAUGAUGGAACAGCAUAAUAUAGAGUUGCCUAAAUCACCGCUGACGAAGGCAUCUAAGGAAUUCUAUGCCGUGUUUGCAGAAGGAGGUUCUUUCUUGAACGAAUUGACUGUGUCCUCCAAAGACUUUUCCCAGCGGCUGACUGGCGACUAUUUUGGACAUAGCAUCGUCGUACCUCCUGGUACACAGACACUUGACAUUCAAACAGACUUACCUAAGCCCCUAAAGAAUGAAGACAAACGAAUUACAAUUACCGUAUUGCAGAACAAUGUAAAACUGAACCCAACUGCGGAUCUAUCAUGGACGACUGUGCCGCUGACAAAAGGCAUGAACGUCAUCAAGAUCAACGUGACAGCAAAUCUAAGUCAACCUGAUUCAACAGUGCCUGAGUUCAAGUCCCAGAUGUAUCAUCUUUUUAUUACUCAAUAAACUAUAGUGAAAUGUACAUGGAGCGCUUUUUGCCUGAUGGGUACACGGUCAUGGCCGAAGCAAAGAGGCCGGCGGAGAGUCCGAGGGCGAUA
Messenger RNA from Rhizopus microsporus ATCC 52813, 1615 nucleotides. Its product is annotated as Bromodomain-containing protein. Bases 126 to 1523 code for a protein of 465 amino acids. Gene Ontology annotation, molecular function: protein binding. The record is from RefSeq and is a predicted model, not a curated record. The transcript has 4 exons. Gene Ontology annotation, cellular component: RSC-type complex. NCBI's taxonomy places the organism in Eukaryota, Fungi, Mucoromycota, Mucoromycetes, Mucorales, Rhizopodaceae. Gene Ontology annotation, biological process: chromatin remodeling.